AUGCGUGUUGAUAACCACGUUCAUAUACGUCAUAUUAUGCUCUACCACUUCGAGAAAGGUCAUACUGCCGCCGAGGUAUGGGGUGAUUUNCUUGCUGGGUGGGUCCCUCAUGAACUCUCCGAUCAUAACAAGACCGAGCGAGUGCGCAUCUUCAACCAAUUACUUCAGCGAAACGACGAAAAUCCAUUUCUUCAGUUCUUUGUCACCGGAGAUGAGUCAUGGUUACUCUUCAAAAACGUCAAGCGAAAGAAGGUGUGCGUUAACCGUGGCCAAUCCCCGAAAGGUAUUCCACGAAAUUUCCACUGCAAGAAGGCCAUGUGGUGUGUAUGGUGGGACCGCUCAGGAAUUAUUCACUGGGAAAUCAUUACUCAAAUUCGCCAACAAAGUUUUUGUUACUGGUGGGACGACAAGGAUGUAAAGCAUGAAUGGCCUAUUCCUGACAGAAACGGAAAAAAGCAGCAUAACAUUAACAGUGACGUCUAUUCAGCUCAACUCGAUCGUUUGGAAGCCGCUAUUAAAGUGAAACGACCUCGCAAAAAGAAUCACAUCGUGUUUCACCAUGACAACGCCAAGCCCCACGUCGCACAUCAAGUAACCCAAUCAAUCGACGACAAAGGAUGGGAACUGCUUGAACACCCACCCUAUUCUCCCACCGAAGCUCCUACAGAUUAUCACGUCAAUCGUUCACUUAAAAAUUGGCAGGCAGGCAAAAUUUACGACGAUUUGGACGAUCUUGUCGAUGAUGUCAAAGCGUGGAUAGCAUCCAAAGAUCGUCACUUUUUUGCACGUGGAAUCGAUCUUUUACCAAGCAAGUGGGAAGCAGUUAUUGAAGUAGAUGGCGAUUAUGCUCCAGAAUGA
Molecule: messenger RNA, 858 nt
Organism: Adineta ricciae
Lineage: Eukaryota; Metazoa; Rotifera; Eurotatoria; Adinetida; Adinetidae
Source: the annotation of a GenBank genome assembly